AUGCUGAAGCGCUGCUCGAAGGCAUCGAUCAGCGAUAAUGUAUAUAUCCUUAGCAGCUUUUCCGGCCGCGCCUUGUUGGCAGAAAAUGAAGAAAUCGAUCGGAUAUGUGAAGAUUAUUCGAAAAUUGCCGACAAGUACGGGCUGUUCGAGAAGAUGUUUAUCCAGCUCUUCAUGGACGAUGACUUCGAAUUCGCUGUGCACUUUGGACUCGAGAAGUUGACGGUUGAGACGUUAAGACGAGAGCAGAAGUUUCGGACGCAUGUUGGUAAAUUUCAGAGAUUCAUGAACUCCUUGAUGGACAUGCUGUCGAAGGGAGCGCAGAACGGUGAACAAGUCGUGCACAUGCUGAGAAUCAUCGGCCGUCAGCAUACCAAUGUACGCUCGAUGUCGUUUACCGCCGAGAAAUGGCUGAUUUUCAAAAACGUCAUGCUGACGCUGCUGUGCCCGGAAAUUAAUAUAACCUACCCCACAUGGAGCAAGUUGAUCAGCUUUGUCAUCUACGAAAUCAAGGACAGCUAUUUGGAGCAUGUGCGCCAGCUUCGCUCGUCUUCGUGCCCCCAGAUUGCCCAACUGACCAUAAUCCCC
Mesorhabditis spiculigera is the source of this 585-nucleotide messenger RNA. The record is from the annotation of a GenBank genome assembly. NCBI's taxonomy places the organism in Eukaryota, Metazoa, Nematoda, Chromadorea, Rhabditida, Rhabditidae.